AUGGGUUGCCCAUUCGCCAUGUUUGCCAGCAUUACCGGCAUAAAUCCAGCCCAUCACAGUUCUUAUCACGCCAAACAUGGACAUUCAAGUAUGGCAUCCACUUCUGCAAUGAUGAUGAUCGAUGAAACUGAAAAAGAUACACUAACCGAAAAGAUGAAAGAAGCAACUUGGGCCGUUCAUCGUCAAUUAGAGAGAUCGGUUGGUGUAGCAGCAUUGAUGGGAAGAGGUACGGAUGGAAUGCCAGCAUUUGACCGAAAAGAUUAUUUGAAAUUCUUGAUUAUGUUGACUUGCAUUUAUGCUCAAAUGGAAUCGAUCAUCAUCAAUGCCGGUCCAACGAUCAAACAGGCCUGUCUGUCAGUCUUACGAACCGAAUCACUUUUACACGAUAUUCAAGCUCAUUUGGAUGAAUUGUUGUGUACCUCAAAUGCAGAUAUAAUGGAUCUUCUUGAACUACAAGAUGAGCACCAAGAGCCUUCUACUUCCGAGUCUGGUAUCGAUUCAAAGACUUUCCUCGCCUUUGCCGUGCAAGAUGCACAAGUCAAUCUAAUACAGGAUGGAAUACUCCCUGAUGAUACAGCUCGACUGAAUAUGGAUUAUAUCAAUCUCUUGUCUCCUCGUCAAGUAGAUGCUGUCGUGGUCUACAUUCGUCGGCUAAAGACGCUAUCCAAAACAAAUUACGGCGAUGAAGGAAUCUCAUUCACCCCAACAGAAGGAUGCAGUCCGAUGAAGCAGACGUCAUCCACAGCUUCUAAGAUUCAUCCUGUUCUAGCACAUGCUUACGUGCGAUACAUGGGUGAUCUGUCAGGAGGUCAACAUAUGCUCAAGAGACUUUCGAAACAAUUCGCAAUUCAACACACUACCCCGCCACUGGAUGAUGAUCGGAUCAACUAUCCACUCAAAGGAUGA
Messenger RNA from Meira miltonrushii, 906 nucleotides. RefSeq lists its product as uncharacterized. The transcript has 2 exons. Gene Ontology annotation, molecular function: heme oxygenase (decyclizing) activity. The coding region runs from base 1 to 906 and encodes 301 amino acids. The record is from RefSeq and is a predicted model, not a curated record. Gene Ontology annotation, biological process: heme oxidation. NCBI's taxonomy places the organism in Eukaryota, Fungi, Basidiomycota, Exobasidiomycetes, Exobasidiales, Brachybasidiaceae.